Molecule: messenger RNA, 1442 nt
Organism: Ceratina calcarata
Lineage: Eukaryota; Metazoa; Arthropoda; Insecta; Hymenoptera; Apidae
Gene: wol
Product: Dolichyl-phosphate beta-glucosyltransferase wollknaeuel
Exons: 5
Coding region: 260-1246 (328 amino acids)
Biological process (GO): protein N-linked glycosylation
Cellular component (GO): endoplasmic reticulum membrane
Source: RefSeq, a predicted model, not a curated record
AUCGAUUAAUUUUAAUAUAAUAUAGAAACGGAGGAAUCAACGUUAUUUCAUUUAAUCCUUGCAUUCCCGUGUUCAACUUUAAAUAAUGUGCUAAAAAUCGCGAAUAGUAAACCGAUAAGACAGAUCUAUUAUAAUUAAUUCAAAGAUAGCACUGAGUACACUAAGCGGCACAGAACACGAGGAAAGUAUGAGAGGAUACGUGUCAUUUGCUGCCUUUUGCCAAGUAUAUUUCAUCAAUAUUUAAAAGUGCUAACAUAAGAUGAUAGCUUUGGAGUCUCUACUUCUUUAUAUUAUUGUAUUUGCAGUGAUAUGUAUAAUUGUGUUUUCGAUACUACUGUACAUAAUAACUGAGCCAUAUCCAAAAAUAUGGCGAGACGAGGAAGAGAAAUAUUUUUGGAAUCCAAAAACAAAGAGCAAAGAGAUUUUCCCAUCUUUACAUGAUAAAUGGAGUGUGCAUUUGAGUGUUGUAAUACCAGCAUACAAUGAAGAGCAAAGAUUGCCGGUAAUGUUAGAUGAAUGCUUGGAAUAUUUGGAAAACCGAUUAAAAAAAGGAUGUACUUAUGAGGUGAUCAUUGUCAGUGAUGGGAGCACAGAUAAAACUGUAGAUAUUGCACAUAAGUAUGCAUUAGAACAUGAAAAUAUUAGAGUGCUAAAACUUGUUAGAAACAGAGGCAAAGGUGGUGCAGUGAGGCUGGGUAUCUUAAGUUCAAGGGGAAGUGUAAUAUUGUUCGCAGAUGCUGAUGGUGCUACCAAAUUUACAGAUUUGGAGAAGUUGAAUGAGAGUUUAAAAAGUAUUCUAGGAUUUGAUUACAUGAACAAGCCUGAGGAAGUUGGCUCGUCUCAUGUAGUAGUCUGCGGAUCUAGGGCUCAUUUAGAGAAAGAGGAAACUGCUAAAAGAACGUUCUUCAGAUUACUAUUGAUGCAUGGAUUUCACGUUCUUGUAUGGUUGUGGGGAGUGAGAGGGAUUAGAGACACCCAAUGCGGCUUUAAACUUUUAACGAGAGAAUCUGCAAGAUCUAUAUUCCAAGCCCUGCACGUCGAACGCUGGGCAUUCGAUGUGGAAAUGUUAUACAUCGCGAGAGUUUUGAACAUUCCUAUUACCGAAAUUCCAGUAAACUGGACAGAAAUCGAGGGGUCGAAAAUAGUACCGUUCUGGAGUUGGUUGCAAAUGGGAAUAGACUUAUUUUUCAUUUGGUACAAAUACAGAAUCGGUGCAUGGAGAAUAAAAAUGUCUAAGCAAGCGUAAUACAGACUGAACAAUUUGUAUUAAUUGCAAAACGCCAAGAUGUACCAUGUUUGAUAACUAUUAUCAAAUCAUGAUGUAUUUUUAUGAUUUAAUUUUCCUUUGUAAGGAAACUUCGUGAAUAUAAAAGAUUGUACACCUUUUACUUCAUUAUAUCAUACGAGAAUGUAUAAUUAAUAAAAACAAAUGUUUUUUACAA